AUGAGAGGAGCAAGCGUACUCAGAAAUGCCGCGGCAUCGGCCGGAAAGCCAAAGCCCAUGUCGGCAGAUUCGACCUUGUAUCACGUAGCUCCCACCGGUUUCUGGAAGAAGUUUCGUGAUGCGGUAGUUAUCAACCCCGAAAUCUCCUCCGGUCUGCCCAUCCCAACGCUGCACCGCUACCCUCAGCCUGGAUCACGGACGGAGCUUUACGCUACGCCCGCAACAGCAGCGAGCGAUCCCGCUUUCAACCCCUACUACAAGCGCGACACCCGCCGAGCCUACCCUCAGACCUCCACUAUCACCCAGUCUCACCUCACCUCCCUCCUCCUCGCUUCGCCUACCCUCGCCGCCCUUCCAUCCCCUAGCACCGCCAACGUCACCCCGUCCAACUCAUCCGCCAUCUCACCUCCGUCCGACUCUGACGCGGCAUCGGUCACUGUGACCACCUCGGCUGUCCCCGCUCUCUCAUCGAUUCUCGAGAAGAUGUCUCCCGGACAAGCGCUCGCCGGAAGUGGCGUGUCGACUGGCACUACGAGCGGAGGCCUGCCGCCAGCGCCGCCAGGGAAGAAGUGGGUGCCGCAGACCGGGGAUGAGAUUCCGCAUGGGGAGCACGCGUACUUCCCGAUGAUAGGGUACAAGUAG
Messenger RNA from Dioszegia hungarica, 642 nucleotides. RefSeq lists its product as uncharacterized. Bases 1 to 642 code for a protein of 213 amino acids. The record is from RefSeq and is a predicted model, not a curated record. Lineage: Eukaryota; Fungi; Basidiomycota; Tremellomycetes; Tremellales; Bulleribasidiaceae. The transcript has 5 exons.